AUGAGAGCUACUGAAGACCUGAGAGCUACCAAAGACAUGAAAGCUACUGAAGACCUAAUAGCUACCGAAGACCUGAGAACUACUGAAGGCCUGAGAGCUAAUGAAGACCUGAGAGCUAAUGAAGACAUGAGAGCUACUGAAGACAUGAGAGCUACCAAAGACCUGAGAGCUCCUGAAGACCUGAGAGCUACAGAAGACCUGAGAUCUCCUGAAGACCUGAGAGCUACUGAAGGCCUGAGAGCUACUGACCUGAGAGCUACUGAAGACACGAGAGCUUCCGAAGACCUGAGAGCUCCUGAAGACCUGAGAGCUACUGACCUGAGAGCUACUGACCUGAGAGCUACUGAAGACCUGAGAGCUACUGAAGACCUGAGAGCUACUGAAGACCUGAGAGCUACUGACGACACAAGAGCUUCCGAAGACCUGAGAGCUACUGAAGACCUGAGAGCUACUUAA
Molecule: messenger RNA, 456 nt
Organism: Knipowitschia caucasica
Lineage: Eukaryota; Metazoa; Chordata; Actinopteri; Gobiiformes; Gobiidae
Source: the annotation of a GenBank genome assembly